AUGCUCAAGAGUGGCUGGCUGGCACACCAAAUGCCUUUGCGACCAGUGAGCGGGAAACACAACUUCAACGAGUAUAUACCUAUCUUCAAAUUGUCCCUUGCGAUGGAGGGUUCAGAGGGAAUCUUGCUGCCCCCCGUUCGGCCGCAGCGGCCCCAUCGCUGGGCGCGCGACUACCUUUUCGAUGUCUGCCGCGAAUUGGGAAUCACGCGAAUCUUUGGCGUUCCCGGUGUCAAUGAAAUCCCUUGGAUCGACGGCACCUCGUAUCCCGAGAACGGCGUCGAAUAUGUCGAAUGCCUUCACGAGAACAUCGCCAUCGGCGCGGCCAUGGGCUCGGCGCGCAUGACGGGCAAGCCGGCCAUCCUGAUCGUCCACGUCACCCCUGGCAUCGCCCACGCCAUCACCAACCUGUUCAACGCGUCGCGCUCGCAGUUUCCGCUGGUCAUCCUGUGUGCGCAGCAGCAGAACGCGCUGGUGGUGCAGGAGCCUUUGCUGUCGUCCGACACCGUCCCUCUCGCCCGCAACUACUGCAAAUGGGCGCAUGAGAUGAAGUCAGAGGACGACAUGAAGCUGGUGCUGCAGCGCGCCUUCAAGGAGGCCAUGGCGCCGCCGAACGGCGCCGUGUUCCUCUCCGUGCCGUGGGAAUUCACCAUGCGCCGCAUUCCCGACGACGAUCGUCUUGAGGGCAUUACCCGGAUUUCACCCCGUUUCGGGCCCGAUCCGGACAGCGUGCGCGACCUCGCCGGCCGGUUGGCGGCGGCGAGGAAUCCGCUGAUCGUCGCCGGCGAUGCGGUCGGAUUAGCCGAUGCCUGGAAGGAACUUCGCGAUCUCGCUCACGUCAUCGGCGCGCCGGUCCUGCAGCAGGCCUUGAGCGCCGUCGCCAAUUACCCCAAUAACGAUUCCCAUUGGCAGGGAGAACUGCCUAACAAUCAGGCCGGCAUGCAGUCGGCAUUCAAAGACCACGAUGUCGCUUUCCUCUGCGGCUUCUCCAACCAGGCGCAGGUGCUGAUCUACAAACCGUCCGACGGCCCGCUGAUCCCGGACUCGGUCAGCAAGCUUUAUCUUAGCAACUGCAUCUGGGACAUUGGCAAGAACUAUCACGGCGACGCCGCUGUGUUCGCCGACAUCAAGGUCGCUCUGCCGCAGAUCACCACCCAGGUGAACGCGGUGAUGACCCCGUUAUUCACCACACAGCGCAACGAGCGCAACCGUACACUGGCCUACGGGGCGGUCGAACGGAGCGUGCAGUGGCAGCAGUAUCUGGACCGGGCCAUGAAUCAGGACAAUGUGUGGGCGGUGGUGAUCGCCGACGCACUGCGCCGGCAGAUCGAGCAGCGCCACCUUCAGGACAAUUUCGUUUAUGUCCACGAGGCCAUUUCCGAUCCCUCUCCCUUCCAGUAUCUGCUGCCCUUCGCCAAGCCGACCAGCUACUAUUCCGUCGGCGGCGGCUCGCUCGGCUGGUCGUUUGGCGCCACCAUCGGCAUCAAGGAGGAAGAGCGUGGGGUGCAGGGAAUCGGCACCAAACUAGUGGUGGCCGUCACCGGCGACGGCUCCUCGCUGUUCUAUCCGCAGGCCUGGUGGACGGCGGCGCACCGCAACCUGGGGAUCCUCUACAUCAUUACCAACAACUCCGAAUACCACACCCUGCAAGUGGGACUCGGGACGAUUGUCCAGGUCUAUGGCGAGGCGCUGGGCUACGAUUGGAAGCCGCGCACGAUGGACCCCGGCUAUCUCACCAUCCGUGGCCCCCAGCCCGACUUCGUCGGAAUCGCCAAGGCCAUGGCCGGCAUCGAGGGCAGACACGUCGAGCACCCGGCCGAGGUCAACAAGGCCGUGGGCGAUGCCGUCCGCUAUGUACUAGAGACCGGCAAAUCCUUCGUACUGGAAAUCAAGACGGUUGGGCUGAGCAGCCAGCAGCAGCCGCCCGACACUAUCGAUGACCGUGUCAUCACCCCGUCGCUUUGGACUCAGCCGCAUUUGGACUGGGUCCAUUCCGGCCCGGGCUCGGCCCGCCGGCCGGGCGAUACGGCGCUGAUCUGCUAG
Dichotomopilus funicola is the source of this 2040-nucleotide messenger RNA. Its product is annotated as thiamine pyrophosphate enzyme, N-terminal TPP binding domain-containing protein. The record is from RefSeq and is a predicted model, not a curated record. Lineage: Eukaryota; Fungi; Ascomycota; Sordariomycetes; Sordariales; Chaetomiaceae. Bases 1 to 2040 code for a protein of 679 amino acids. Gene Ontology annotation, molecular function: flavin adenine dinucleotide binding; acetolactate synthase activity; magnesium ion binding. The transcript has 3 exons.